AUGCGGUUAACUAAUAAAAAUGAUGGUCAUAAAACUGUUCCUCAAAAAGAAAAAGGAUGGAAUAAUCUGUAUGAAACAGUUGUAAAUAUUUCAUCUAAGUCUUCUAUAAAAUAUGAUGAAUAUACUUUGUUAAAUAAAGAUCUUAACAAAUUACAGACAUGUAAUCGUUUUAGUUUUACUUUAACGUCCACGGGAUCAGUAACAAAAGAACAGCUCGAAGUCUCCAGGAAAUUAAUAAGACUGUGUAAUUUGAGAGAUACGUAUAUAAAAAAGUUUCAAGAUAUCGAUACUUCUCUUGUAGAAAGUAAAUCAUUAAAUGAAAAUUACAAAAGCAAAAAUAUAGAUGACUAUGAAUCUUCAGAACCUAUAUAUAAUCCUUAUAAUGUCAAAAUAUUAAAGAAAUGUAAUGCCUUCAUCAAUUUUGUCGACGGGAUAUUUUUUGUUCACUGGGAUCCUCAUACGGAUCAAGGACCUUCAUGCAGGGAUAUGUGCGUGGAAUCAAAUAAGCUAGCUAACCAUCGUAACAUAAAAUUAGCAGAAGAUUAUUUAUCU
Molecule: messenger RNA, 552 nt
Organism: Plasmodium reichenowi
Lineage: Eukaryota; Apicomplexa; Aconoidasida; Haemosporida; Plasmodiidae
Product: AMP deaminase, putative
Exons: 3
Source: RefSeq, a predicted model, not a curated record